AUGGAUCCAUUUGGAUUUGAUAAGAAUGAUAUUUUUCAAGAUUGGACAGGCCUUAACUUUCGUCACACCCUUUAUCCGUUGUACAAAAGCCAUCGUCCUCCUACACCUGAUACCAUUGUUCAGGGACUUCAAUAUCUGAAAGCAUCCAUCAAGGCUAUGUCUGUUAAAGUGAUUGAGGUUCCAGGGGUUGAGGCUGAUGAUGUAAUUGGGACCCUGGCUUUGAGGAGUGUUGAUGCUGGAUUCAAGGUGCGAGUAGUCUCCCCAGACAAAGAUUUUUUUCAAAUCCUAUCUCCUUCGUUGCGCCUUUUGCGGAUUGCUCCUCGUGGAUUUGAGAUGGUUUCAUAUGGCAUGGAUGAUUUUGCUGAACAAUAUGGAUCGCUGACGCCUUCUCAGUUUGUUGAUGUUGUUGCCCUUGUUGGUGAUAAGUCUGACAACAUACCAGGAGUGGAUGGGAUUGGAGAUGUUCGUGCCGUGCAAUUAAUAACAAAAUUCGGUACAUUGGAGAACUUGUUGGAAUGUGUUGAGCAAGUCAGUGAGGAGAGAAUCAGGCAGGCCUUGAUAAUGAACACUGAACAAGCUAUCCUAAGCAAGAAUCUGGCAAUGCUACGUUGUGACCUGCCAUCGUAUAUGGUUCCUUUUGCAACAAAUGACCUCUUGUUUAAGAAGCCAGAGGAUGAUGGGGAGAAAUUCACAAGCCUCUUGACAGCAAUAAGUGCUUAUGCAGAAGGAUCCUCAGCAGAUUCUAUCAUCAGAAGAAUGAUUUAUUUGUGGAAGAAGCUUGAAAAGAAGCAAUUGAGAUGAUAGUCUUUAUUGAUCACUCUAACUGUUCUUAUUUGCUAAUGGAAGAUGUCUUUUGUGUACAUCCCGUUGUACAGAGUAAAUUGUUGCUCUCUUUGGAUCAUAGCUUGCUUGUAAUUUCGGGUUCCGGGCUAAACAAGAUUCAGUCAAUCACAUAUAUGGGAAACUUUACAAGUGAUCUGACUAAGCGAGGAUGGUAACAUAAAACAUGGACAGCGGAAGAAAAUAUGGCACCUGAUGUGGUCAUUUAAAAUCCAUUUUCGGGUCAAGCAAACAUCUUUUAGUCGAAUGUAUGGAGCGGUUGAAACUUGCUUCUUGUGCCUUCUAGUAUAUGCUGUGUAUGCUAACGUUUUGAUCUGCUAGUUUGAAUGAUAGAAAAGAAGAAAAAAUGUGGAUUAGUAUUUGAGAAGCAAAUGACUUGAUUUUGUCAAGUUGUUUUGCAUUCUGCGUCUAUCCUUGUAUUCGCGUGGGAAUUCCAGAUCUUUUACACUCAA
This is a messenger RNA of Coffea eugenioides, 1292 nucleotides long. Its product is annotated as DNA polymerase I-like. The record is from RefSeq and is a predicted model, not a curated record. The transcript has 11 exons. Gene Ontology annotation, molecular function: DNA binding; 5'-flap endonuclease activity. Gene Ontology annotation, biological process: DNA replication, Okazaki fragment processing. Lineage: Eukaryota; Viridiplantae; Streptophyta; Magnoliopsida; Gentianales; Rubiaceae. Bases 1 to 801 code for a protein of 266 amino acids.